CCUAAGCAAAGGGCUCUUGCGCCGGUGCAUCUCGCUGAAAGGGGAUGUUCGAAAAAUCAGACCAUACAACAGUAAUAAGUUAACAACCAAAGAAAAAAGCCCGCGUAUCUGCAUCAAGUAAAGUACCGGACAAACACGGACGCAGUUGAGGACGGACGCAUUGCGCACGCACCCGCCAACUACCAUUGAUUCCUCCGUAGCAAGGAGCCAAACGACCCAAAACCACAUGUCAGGGCACUGGCAUUGCAUUGACAUCAACCUGACGUCUUAGACGGUUAUCCGUCAGCCUCGGGCCGUGGGGGGCAAACACACCCGCAGCAUCACAGGGACAGGCCCGGCAAGCGGCUAAGUAGAAUCUGCUAUAGUGCCGAGAUGACAUAACGACCAGCGGCCAUGAGCUGAGGCGGUGAAUGCCGGACAUGUCUCAACAUGAUAUCCGUGAGUUUAUGGCGGCGUUUCGGGACAAUGUUGGGGGACAUAUUGACCUGGAAUUUGACAACGGCCCUGGUCAUCUGCAGUGCUUGGUGGAUGGUGAGAGCCGUGCACUCGCCCCAACGUCCAUGCCGGCCUCGCGUUCUCGUUCCCACGUUAUGCAGACGACUGCGACAACAGGAAAACGAGGAAACAAGGAGGAAGAAGGGAGGGAACAGAAAAGAAACAGGGGCGUAUCAACCCGGACCAUGUCUUCCCUCCGCCUCGCUCUUUGUGAUGCGACGAAACUGCAAGCUGUUGCAGCGUGCACCAGUACCGGUGGUCGGUGGUCGGUGGCCGGUGAAUGAUGCCUGCAUCAGAGGGUGGUAACUGCGAGCAAUCGCAAACAGCCUGAC
Molecule: messenger RNA, 827 nt
Organism: Ilyonectria robusta
Lineage: Eukaryota; Fungi; Ascomycota; Sordariomycetes; Hypocreales; Nectriaceae
Exons: 1
Coding region: 430-801 (123 amino acids)
Source: RefSeq, a predicted model, not a curated record